GGAUGGGGACGGGCUGCGCUGCUCCAUGCCUAACUUAGUGCCGGUGCUUCGGGGGGAAGAGUCUGCUGUCUGUUUUGAAUGCUUUCUGCAUGACUAAUUAAUGUUCUGAAAUAAAUGGUGCUGUUAAACUCUAUGCUGGUACAGGCAGCCGGCAGCCGUGGCUCCUGUCCAAUACUUUAUCUAAUCUUUGCUUUGUCAAGGACGGGGCACUGCUUGUCAUCUAAAAGCCACUUAACUGCACUACAGCGUGAUGUCAUGCUCCUCUACAUGCGUGUCGAUAUUUAUGCUCAGUCUGUUGGGAAACAGCCCUGAAUACAGCGAGCCGUACGUAAUUACAUUCUUUGCAUGAUAACAAAACCCACUUGAAACUGGCAAGAGAUGAAACCCCGCAGCGUGGCGUUCGGAAUUCUGCAGGAGCAGAGCGUUCUGUAACAUUAUGCCGGGAUAAGGCAGCCUGAUUCACUGCAGGGAGGACACUCCCUCCGGAGCAAAGCAUUUGCUGUCGUCCCUCCGGAGCGGCGGCACCAGCACUGGAGCUGCUGAGCCAGGGUAGAGCCGACAGCAGUGCGGGACGGAGGGGGCUAAGCUCCCAACCCAGGACCAGUAGCAGAGCAAGCAGCAGGAGGAUGAGGAUGCUGCCAGGUGCCCACCAUGCUGAGAGCACAACGGGAGCCCCCUGAACCACAGGGCAUGGCGCAGAGAACCCAGCACAGACUUGUAAGUGGUUUUACAAGCCAGUGACUCCUGACAAACCCAGACAUCAUGGAAAUUAAGUCAGUGUUUCGGUGCUGGAAUGUAUAGCUGUUGGUGAGCUUUCCAUCCGCUGCUGCGCUCCCAGGGCCACCGCAUGAGCACGGCCGUGGUGGGUGAUGGCCUCGCAGCCCAGGCUGGCCCACGUCCUGCUGCUGGGCCUUGUGGCAGGCUGGCUGAGGGCUGCACAGCCCCGCGACUUCACCGUGAAGGACAUCGUCUACCUCCACCCCUCCACCACGCCAUUUCCUCACGGAUUUAAAUGUUUCACCUGCGAGAGGGCAGCAGAUAAUUACGAAUGCAACCGCUGGGCUCCGGAUGUCUAUUGUCCUAGAGGCACGAGGUACUGCUUCAGCCAACACAUGAUGAGAGUUACCGGAGAGAGUGUGUCUGUCACCAAGCGCUGCGUGCCCCUGGAGGACUGUCUGUCUACUGGAUGCACAUAUGUAAAGCACGAGGAGUACAAGAUCUGCACAUCCUGCUGUGAAGGCACCAUCUGCAACCUGCCGCUGCCCAGGAAUGCCAGUGAUGCUGUGUUCACCACCCUGUCCCCUCUCAGCAGCACCCCGGGGCUGUCAGGUCGUGCCGUGCUGACAGCAGUGUGUCUCCUGCUGGGGCUCAUGGCAUAGACCAGCAUCGGGCCACACACGUCUGCUCAGGACCCACACUUCAGAACUGUAUCUGAAAACUGACUCUUGUUAACUGGUGAUGCUGGAGAUGGAUUCAAAGAGGACUAAAACCCACUUUUUGUUGUUGUUGUUGCUGGUUUUGGAAGAAAUUUGUGCAAGAUGUGCCUAGAUUUCGGGCUUAGACUUAUUCUCUAUCUUAUCUCCAAGAUUUUUCUCAUUUAUAAGUACCAAAUCCCUGCCACCUCCUUUUACCAUCACUCACUCAUUCAGAAUGUUCCCGUUGGCAUCGUUCGUUGUUAACAUCAUUUGUCACAGCAGUCACCCCAGUGUCCUGCUUGCCCGGUCUGGGAAAACACAUUGAAUAACACACAGGAAAAGCAACAAAGAUAAGUUGGAUAUUAGGAAACAUUUCUUUCCCAAAAGCACUGGCACAGCUGCCCAUGGGGUGGGGGUCACCAUCCCUGGGGGUGUCCCAGAGCUGUGGGGAUGUGGCACUGAGGGACGUGGGGGGGAGAGGAGAAGGGGGUAAGUGGGGUUGGGAUCCUCGACAGCUUCCUGUGGUUCUUGGUUUGGUUGGGCACCAUGUAUGCAAUAUUUAUUUUUGUAUAUUGAGUAGGCUCUAAAGCAUUUAAAAGGUUCUUAAUGCUAAUAUUGCUGGGGAAAAAAGAAAAUGGUUUUGCAAGUGGGUAAGCCUGUAGUCUAUAAAUUAUCAUAAGAGUAUAUAUAUACUUUAUAUAUAUAUAAUAUUUUAUAUAUAUAAAUAUAUAUAUAGUCACUGUUGAAAACAACUCCACUCCAUUUUUUCUUUAAGCUCAGCUAUAUGAACAGGGUGGCUGUGGUCUUGUUUUAAGCUUAGCAAAACUUUUUCUACUUUGUUUUUUAAUUCUGAAAAGUUCUUACAAAUGUCCCAAAUUGUUCUCUUCUGAACUAAUGGUGGCCAGCCCUGCUCCAAGGAGCUUCACCAACUCACAGCUUAUGCUCUACCGUGCUUUUUUUGGGUGAGGUACAGCAUAAAGCGUGGACAGAGGGAGAAAAUGCUGCACUCCCAGUGCUGUGUGCAGCCCUUUGGAGCUGUGAUACCUGCUGAAGUGCUGUUCCUGGAGGAGAAUGGAGAGCAGCACUCACACUUUGGGUCUGGGGCAUUUCUCCAGGGUCUGAAAGCACACUGGAUGCCUUGGUACCUCUUGAUGUGAGGCUUGGGUGGUGGUUUUAUUUUUAAUUAAUUUACCUAUCUAUUUCCUGGUCAAAAUUGUGCAUUGAGCACCUUGUAUUUCCCUUUCUACCUUUUCAUACGCAACUACUGAGGACAGGUUAGCUGCUGGCACUCAAAGCCCUGCAUUUGGAGGUCCUUUUGGUUCUCCUGUGACUUGCUCACAGCUCUCUACAAUUAAUUAAGGGCUAGAUGCAAUCUGCUGCUUUAUGCAAGCUCAACCCACCUGGCCACUCCAGGACCCAACCCAAUCCUCAAUGCCAUUCCUCCCACAGAGCCAGCUGCAGAGAGGAAGAAAGAGGAGGGGAGGGGGAUAGUAUUGUGGCUGGGGGUGUUCCAGAAAGAUGUGGCACUGAGGGACACAGGCAGUGGGAAUGGGUUUGGUGAUCUCUGAGGCUUUUUCCAGCCUUAGUGAUUCGUGAUUCUAUCAUUCUAUGCAGGCAGCUUGUUGUUGUUCAGCCCAUCCCUGGAGGUGUUCAAGGCCAGGUUGGAUGGGGGCCUGGGCAGCCUGGGCUGGUAUUGAAUGGGGAGGUUGGUGGCCCUGCCUGUGGCAGGGGGCUGGAGAUUCAUGAUCCUUGAGGUCCCUUCUGCGAUUCUGUGCGAUCCUGCGUUUAACAGAAAAACACUUUAACCCAAUUCACUCACCCAACCCUGUGUGCUACGCUAAUUCCUCCUGCAGUCAGAGGAGGAGAAAGUGGCCUUGCUCCUUUGCUGAGAUGGGGUGAACUGCAUCAGCUCAGACCCAUGAUGGAGUGGGGACAGGCCAUGGGCCAUGGAGAAGAAGCUGAGACCCCACAUGUGGAUCUGCCCCUGCUCUCUCCUCGUGGGUCUCUUUGGGCAUAUAAUGCUGAGCUGCAUCGUAUUUAUUUUGAGGCUGGGAGAUGCCUUUUAAACGCCUAAUUUUUUAACUAUUGUAAAUGAUGUACAGUUAUACAAAUAAAUGUUUUAAUCAUACAGGUGAUAUGUCAGAUAAGUUUACUAUCAGAGAACUGCUGCCUUCUGCCCUGUGCCCCUGCCUCCUUCCCACAGUGGGGUUGGAGCAGCUGCCCUGCUACUGCUGGGCCUCCAUUUGUGACCCCUGAUCCUCUUUUCCUUCAGCUUCUCUCUAAGAGCUGUGAGUGUUCAUGACUCUGCUCUCAGCUCAUGUAGCCCCAGUGCAUUCUGCUGGUUCUUGUGCAGUUAUUUAUUUGCACUGCUGCAGCCAACACUUAGUGGGAUGCAAACAGCUUCAGGCACAAGGACUGAAUAUGGUAUUGUGGAGCACAUAGCUCAAAGCUUAAAAAGGUUAUAAAAAAGAUAGCCC
Messenger RNA from Lagopus muta (rock ptarmigan), 3892 nucleotides. RefSeq names its product LY6/PLAUR domain containing 6 (gene LYPD6). Gene Ontology annotation, molecular function: acetylcholine receptor inhibitor activity. The record is from RefSeq and is a predicted model, not a curated record. The coding region runs from base 870 to 1379 and encodes 169 amino acids. Lineage: Eukaryota; Metazoa; Chordata; Aves; Galliformes; Phasianidae. The transcript is spliced from 7 exons. Gene Ontology annotation, biological process: positive regulation of canonical Wnt signaling pathway.